Messenger RNA from Saprolegnia parasitica CBS 223.65, 5976 nucleotides. RefSeq lists its product as hypothetical. NCBI's taxonomy places the organism in Eukaryota, Oomycota, Saprolegniomycetes, Saprolegniales, Saprolegniaceae. Gene Ontology annotation, molecular function: microtubule plus-end binding; microtubule plus end polymerase activity. Gene Ontology annotation, biological process: mitotic spindle organization; microtubule polymerization; centrosome duplication. The record is from RefSeq and is a predicted model, not a curated record. The transcript has 6 exons. The coding region runs from base 1 to 5976 and encodes 1991 amino acids. Gene Ontology annotation, cellular component: spindle pole; centrosome; kinetochore.
AUGAGCUGCAAAUGCCCCCUCUGCGCAGGUGAAGACCUUACAGAGCUCCUCGCGCUGACCAAGACCAUCUCGAGCAACAUCCAGUACGGCGACGGCGACGAGGGCGACGAGCCACCGCCAGCCCGAGGUGGCUUCAUGGCCAACUCGCCUCCGCCAGCGCCCCGAAAGACCUUUGUCGCCAACUCUCCGCCUGUCCAGGCCGCCAAGCGCCCGGCCGCUGCGCCGAAAGUUCCGCCACUCGAGUUGAAGGCUGCCGAGACAGCACCGCCGCCACGAGCAUCACCCACACCGAGCGACGAGCCGAGCCCGAGCCAGGCGCCGCGACAGACGAGCGACGAGCCUCCGUUGGCGUUCGAAGCGCUUGAAGCCAAGGUGGCCGACAAGAAUUGGAAAGUCCGAAAAGAAGCCUAUGACGAUCUGAAGCUCGCGUUCGAGACAGGGCGAGGCGUCGACGGCGGCAACCCGAUCGAGUUCUUUGGCAAGAUGGUCGACGACUCGAACGCUGCCGCGAUGGAAGCCGGCCUUGCUGCCGUGCUCGCGUACACAAAAGAGGCGACGCCGCAGCAGUGGAGCAACAGUGUCAUUGCGCGGACCAUGACCAAGGUCAUUGACAAGUGCUUUACGGGCCGACCUGGCACGGUCAAGCUCGCCGAGGAGCUCGUGCUCGAGUACAUCCACCAAGGCGGCGCCGAAGAUACGAUCGCGGCGCUCAUCGAAGGCACGAAGAACAAGAAGCCCAAGGCGCCACCGCUCUGCGUGAGCUUGAUGCUCGAGGCGCUCAAGACGUUUGGACCGCGCGUCGUUCCGAUCCCGCCCCUCAAGGCGGCCCUUCCCGCGCUCUGCGAGUCGACGGUCAACAACGUGCGUCCGACGGCGCUCAAGGUCAUUUGCGAACUGUACCGCUGGACGGGCGCGCCGCUGAUCCAGGACAUUGUCAACGGUCUCCGUCCCGCGCAGAAAACAGAGUACGAAGAGCUCAUCAAGGACAUCACACCCGGCCAGGCCACGGUCACGCGGUACGUCAAGGGCAAGGAGCCCCGCGCGGCCCCCGCACCGCGUGGUGCGCCUGGCCGUGCUGCGGCUGCCGCAGCCCCCGUGGCCGCGACCAUGGACCCGCGCGAUUUUGCCGAGACGAUCGAUCUGCUCGCGAAGUUGCCCAAAACCGAGUUCAAGGCCAAGCUCGCGUUGCCCAAGUGGAGCGAGAAGGUUGCGGCGCUGCAGAUCAUUCUCGACACGGUCGGGUCGGUGCCCAAGCUCGCGAACGGCGAUUAUGGGGACCUCGUGCACACCCUUAAGCUCUGCAUGCAAGACGCCAACGUCAACAUCACGGCCAAGUCGAUCGAGGUCCUCGGCGUGCUCGCCGACGGUGUCCGCAAGCCGUUCUCGCAGUACGCACGUCUCAUGCUGCCGCUGCUCCUCAAGAAGCUCUCGGACAAGAAGUCACUGAUUCUCAACGCGACUCACCAAACGCUCGAUAUGUUUCUGCAGCACGCACUGCCGCUCGACGCGAUGAUGGACGAGAUCAAGCUCUCGGUCGACGGCGCGACCAACAAGAUUCCCGCGGCGCGCGGCCAAACCAUCUCUUUUUGCAGCGCGCGAUCGCAAAGAACGCUCAUGAAGACGCUCGGCGAGCUCUUUGCGAGUGGCAUUGACGACUCGGACCCAGGCCUCCGCAAGGCCGGCGUCGAGGCCAUGGUGACGCUCGUCGAGUCCUCGGACAGUGCUGGUCGCAUGGUCAAGGCGACGCUGGACGGUCUGGAGAAGCGCCAGCCGCGCAGCUACAAGACGAUCGAGGCUGCCAUGGGUAGCGCGGGCAGCAGUGCGUCGUCCGAUACCUCGUCGUCGGCGCCCACGAUGCCCGCGUCGGUGCCCAAGACGGCCGUGCCCAAGCCUUUGGAAGCCAAGAGCACGCCCAAGCCGGCCGGUCCUCCAAGUCGGCUGGCGGCAGGCAAGAAGCCGGCACCGUCGGCCAAGGGUCCCAAAGCCCCCAUCGCGGUCGCGUCGACGUCGGAGACCAUGACCCUUUCGAGCGCCGACGCGGAGCAGAUGCUGGCGGAGCUCGACCUCGAGCAGUGGUCGUCGAUUGUGUCGGGCUUUGGCAGCGCCAAGUGGUCGGAGCGCAAGGCGUCGUUCGAGCUGCUCGAAGAGGUCGUGAAAGGCAACCCGGACUUGGCGAGUACGCACACGGAGGCGCUCGUCAUGUACGCGUACGGCCAAACCAAAGAGUUUAAAGAGUCGAACGUGCAAGUGCUCAAGAGCGCGUUCCAAGCGCUCGCGACGAUCUCGGACGCGUGCGCCGACCCGCUGCCGAAGAGCGUCGUCUCGUUCUUGGUGCCGUGCUCGAUCGAAAAGAUUGGCGACCGUAAGAUUAGCGACGCGAUCAAGCUCUUGCUCGGGUACUUUUGCGAGCACGUCGGUCCCGCGUACGUCCUUGGAUGCGUCUACGCCCACAUGCCCAACGUCAAGGCCGUGCUCGCGCUCAUCGACUGCCUUACGUUCUUCAGCGAGUGCAUUGCCGACUUUGGCGCGGCGCUCUGCGACCCCCGUGCACUCAUCGACUUUGUCAAAGGCGCGCAGGGCCUCGAGAGCUCGAAUCCCAAGUGCCGCAUUGCGGCCAUGAGCGUCUUUGGCACCAUGUACUCGCAGCUUGGCCCGGCGCUGCGGCCGCUUUUGGGCAUUGACAGCUGGAAGCCGGCGCUCGCGUCGUCGGCCGAGGCCGAGUUCAAGAAGGUCGGGUACAACCCCGCGACGGCGACCGCAAGUAUUUCGCGCAAGCUGCGCCACGUCGAAGACAACGGCGGGUCCGUCUCGCUCGCGGCUGCGCUCGGUCGUGUCGACAUUAGCGCCAAGAUCUCCAAGGAAAUGCUGGCCGAGAUGCAGAGCGAGGAAGACAAGGCGGCGUGGAAGAAGCGGCUCGCGGCCAUGGAGGCUGCCCAGCGCCUCUGCGAAGAGGCGGGCAUGAUGAUCGAGCUCACGAAGCCCGUGAUCGAGGUCAUGAAGGCGCUGAAAGGUCGUCUCGCCGACUCGAACGCGAACCUGAAAGUCAAGGCCGUCCAAGUCAUUGGUGUCUACGCCGAGAGCAUUGGGCCCAACGUUGUCAAAUUGAGUAAGGGCAUGGGUGCCAACAUUGUCUCGGGCGUCUCGGACAACAAGAAGAACAUGCAAACCGCGUGCGUCGAGACGCUCAACAAGUGGGUGCUGCACGAAGGCGCAACGUCGGCGCCGUGCCUCGAGUCGCUCCUCCCGUUCGUCGCCGAAGGGCUCAAGAACACGGUCGGCCGCGCCGAGCUCCUCGGGUGGGCCGUGCCCCACACGGAGAGCGUUGGCAAGAUGGACUUGCGCUGCCUUAUCGAACCGACGAUCGACUGUCUCCAAGACAAGGCGUCGGACGCGCGCGAGAAGGCCCAGCUGCUCCUCAUCCAAGUGUUCCGGUCCGUCGGCAAGGACGCCGUGUACGCGGGCUGCCGUGACGUGCUGCCGGCCAAGAUGCGCACGCUCAAGCCCAUCAUUGACAAGGCGUGCCAAGCCGCGACGGUCGACACGUCUCCGAUUGCGGAGGUCGAAUCCAAGCCGCCACCGCUACCCAAGGCUGCCGCCCCCGCUCCGCCUGCAGCGCCUACCCGGCAAAACUCACUGACGGCGCCGCAGCGACAAGAUGACGCGCCUCGAUCGCAACCGCAAGAACAAGUGGAUUUUGAUGCGUCCGACGCGGCCGAUGUGAACGCACGCAAGGCGCAGGUCGAGGCCGAGUGGGGUCCGUACGUCUCGGCCGACUUGCGCGCCAAGCUCUUCUCGACGUCUCCCGACAAGAUUAUGGAGGCGAUUGACGAUCUCUCCAACUGUGUGACGCACCAGCCACGGGACGUGCACACGUCGCUUGAUUUUAUCUUGAAGUGGUCGACGCUGCGCAUUGUCGACAACAACGUCCAAGUCCUCGCCAAAAUGCUCGACUUUCUCGUCAAGCUCUUGUCGGUCGUGGCCGAGAACAAGUGGGAGCUCGACGAUGUUGAAGCCGGUAUUUUCCUCCCGUACCUCUGUCAAGAGUCGGGGCAGCAAAAGCCGCGCUUCCGCCUGCGCUUCCGCGACUCGUUGUAUCUGGUCGUGGAGGUGUAUCCAUCGGUAAAGUACGUUCCGUUCCUCCUCGACUGCGUCGCGACCUCGAAGAACACCAAGAGCCGCACCGGGUGCCUCGAGACGCUCGAGUACAUUGUGAAAGAGCACGGGUACGCGGCCGUGGGCAAAAAGUGCCUCCGCGAGAUGGGCAAGUGCGUCGACUGCAACGAAAAGGACGUGCGCGAUGCCGCGAUCCAAGCGCUCGUCCUCGUCUACACGCAAGUGGCCGACCCGAACGUCGACCGCUUCUUUGUGCUCUGCAACGUGACGAGCCAAAAGGCCAUGGACCUUAUCAACCUCAAGAUCAAGUACUACCUCCCGACCGACCGGCCGACAGCCAAGACUGCGGCGGCGCCCGUCGUCGUCGUCGAAGACGAGCCUGCCGAGGAGCCCACAGCGUCGUUGGAAGCAGUCAAGACGCCGCUGCCGUCGCCAAAGCGCCCGGCCAUGGUUCGGACGCCGUCCAAGUUGGCGCCUCCGACGUCGAUUGCGACGCCAACAACGACGGCGACGACGAUUGCAUUGCCGUCGCCGGCGCGGAAGUUGCCGACGCCGACCAAGCGCAAGGAGCCGUCGCCGAUCGAUGUGCGCGUGAUGCUGUUUCCGUCGUUGCAAAAGCUUGUCGCGAGCGCGAAGGAGCUCACAACAGACCCGGUGCACUUCGAGCAGGGCAAAGACGCGCUCAAGACGCUGUACGUGAUGGCGUCCAAGAGCACAUCGGCCGAACAAAACUUUCUUCAAGACAACAUCAACGACGUCCUCGUGCAGGUCUGCGCCAUCAUGCACGCAAGCUUUGGGAAGCUCCAGAGCUCCCAGAUUGAGCUUUACGUGCUCUCGCUGUGCCUCUCGACGAUCGCCAACUUGCUCAAACACGACAACUUUGCGGCGCGCGUCCAGCGGUUUGCGAUCGAGCGGCUCGUGCUCGAGUCGUGCUUUGGCUUGCUGGACCCGCGCAUCGAGGACACGGAGGCGUCGUUUGCGAAGCGCGUCAUGACGGCCCUCAACAAGCUCGCCAUGACGGUCGCGUACCAGCUGCGCGUCAGCGAAGUCCUACCAGCGAUGCUCAACCUCCUCGAGCGCAUCGUGCACGACCACGCACCCGAGUACACGCUCCGCGACGCGGUCAACCGUGGGCUCAAAAAGCCGACGCUGGAGCGGCUUGUGAGCAAGCUGCUCAUCAAGACGGCGCGGCGAGAGCUCGGCAUGCCCGAGCCCUUCCUCAACGUCGAUGUCUCGGGGCUGCUGCACUCGAUGCACGGCUUCUUUGCGACCUUUCCGGAAGACAAGGCGUACAUUCACGACUCGGCCCGCAACGCGAUCAAGGCCAACCUCAAGUUUCUCGCCGACCACUGCGCAACGAGCGGUCGCCGCGCCGUCUUUGAAGCCGCGCUGCGCGACGUGCCGCUCUCGUCGCCCAUCCACGUGAUGCUGACCGACAUGCAGUACGACUUUGGCCAGCCCGGUGCCCGGAAUGUGUCCGAGUCGGUCGAGACGCUAGGCGACGCCACGGCGGAUGCCCACGCCAAGAAGCAAGCGCUUCUCGGUCUUGUGGACGCCAAGCAAGCGCACGCCGGUGGCAAUUUGGCGUCGGCGCUCGCGGAGAAGGGCCUUGUCGCCAACGAAGAGGCGCGACGCCUCGCCGAGGAGCUCGAGCCGUCCGAGUACGCGCCCAAAGUGCCCGCGAUUCUCUCGACGCCGUCGCGGCUCACGGCGUUCUCGGCGCAGAACUUGACGCGGUCGGCGUUCAAAGCUCCGGAAGCACCUGUUCACACGACUGAUGCGCCGGUGGCCAACCCCGCGCCGCCCAAGUCGCUCGCGCUGCUGGACCUCAAGCAGCGCCUCGCGCGUAUCCAAAUGCAAUAG